Plodia interpunctella (Indianmeal moth) is the source of this 3807-nucleotide messenger RNA. RefSeq names its product mars (gene mars). Gene Ontology annotation, biological process: signaling. Bases 231 to 2726 code for a protein of 831 amino acids. NCBI's taxonomy places the organism in Eukaryota, Metazoa, Arthropoda, Insecta, Lepidoptera, Pyralidae. The record is from RefSeq and is a predicted model, not a curated record. The transcript is spliced from 9 exons.
AUCGAAUGGAUAAGCUGGACGUUUUAUUUUCAAAUUUUGUUGUUGUUUGAUAAUUUGAUUUUAGUUUUUUUUCAGGUCCAAUGGAGAAGAGCUUCGAUUUAAGUGCCCUAUUGAAGAACCAUGAGAAAAAGCAUAAAGCUAAACCAGUCCAGUUCGUGAGCAUCGCAGGAGGGGUACUGUGUACAAUUUAAAUAAAAUUUAGUAGUAGGCACCCAGUACUUAGCUUUAUCAUGCAUGCGUCUAACUCUGAUUUUCAGGUCCAAAAGCGGCUCGAAUCCAAUUUAAAGGGAAGGCGAUGCAGCCGCCUGUCUCUUUUUGACAGGAUAAGAAACCUUCCAAGAUGCGAGAGUCCUGCACCCUUGUCAGAGGCUCAACAGAAAGUGGAGCAGAGGAGAAAACAGUUAGAAAAGUGGAAAGAGGAAAAAGAGAAACGCAAGAAAGAGCUUGCUUCACAAAAGAAGAAGCCAUUUGUAGCGGGAGUGCCCCACAACCCGCUCAAAUUUGUUCCACCGCCUCCUCCAAGGGCUAUGCCUAGUACAUCGGGAAGGGUAACUAGGUCACAAGCUGCAAAAAACAAUGUUACCAAGCAGAAAGUGGAAUUAAAACCAGUGAAAGUCGAAACAAAGCCGAAGGCAGCGAAGUCAUCCCAAUCUUUUGCUCCAAAAAAUGCUUCCUUUCGACCUCCAGAAAUCAAGAAUUUGACUAAAGUCCCCUUACUAGAGCCUGUCACAAAAACUAGAAUGCAAAAUGAUAAAUACACUUUCAAUUUCAAUACUGAAACUAACAUAGCCAAAAUAAAUACUGAAAUAACAUUAACACAAACAAGACCCAAAUCAGCGAAACCUGUUGAACCUAGAAUGACCACUCGUAGGGCUGCUAGGGAACUUGAGAAGGCUACUACUAACAGUAGAGUUACUAAAAUGUCCAGUCCUGUCAAAAAAGUUGUGAAAUCUUCAAAGAACUUAAUGUCAGGAUCUUCAAGUAGUGAUAUUGAUAGCACAGUGAAGUCUGUGUUAAGAAAACCCAGUCCAAAAGUUGCUAAAACUACAAAGAACAUUUUUUCAUCAUCAAGUAGUGAGGAUACCACUGAAUCAAAACCUAUAAUGAAGAAACAAAUUCAGAAAGAAACAAGGAAGUCCAAAAAUGAAUCAUCAUUGACAUCGAGCAGUGAAGUAGAGAUUGCAACCGUAAAGAAAUCUACAAGGAAAUCUAUAUCAAAACCUGUUGUUGCUCAAUCUUCAACAAGCGAUCUUGAUAGUUCAGCAUCAGAGAAAUCUCCGAUAUUAAAAAUAUCCACACCAUUGAGAUCUCGAAAAGGAGCUAAUGUUGUGACACCUAAAAAUCCAGUGCCAAAGAGUGAAUCAAGCUCUGAAGAGCGAUUGAGAUCUCCAAAGUCACCUGGAGACAUGGGGAAAACUGUUGUUACACAGCAAGAAGAUGCGGAGGAUAGCAAGAGGAUUAGUCCAUGUGUGACUAUGUCAAGAGGCAAGGCUAAUGCUCGGAAGGAAAUGAAGCAAAAGAUUGAUGAUGGCCUCCUAGAUGAAGACAACAGUGAAGCAGAGAGUGUAGAGCACUUCCGAAGACAGUUGGCGUCCGAGGUGGCCCGGCUCACUGAAAUGUGUGACUCUUGGGAAAAGAUCAAGGAACACACCAUAUUGGCCGAGGCUGUUCAGGACGAGGUGCUGGGGGCCGUGGGCCAGGGCCGGCUGCUGGUGUCGUCGAAGCUGCAGCAGUUCGCGGCGCUGCUGCGGCGCUGCGCGCGGCCGGAGCCCGGCGCGCCGCUGGUCACGCCCGCCGACCUCCACGGCUUCUGGGACAUGGUCUUCAUGCAGAUAGAGAACGUAGACAUGAGAUUCAAGCGCCUGGAGCAGCGGCGCGCGCGCGACUGGGCAGACGAGGCUCCUGCGCCGGCGCAGAGGAGACCUGUGAAGACCUGUGGCGGCAGGAAGGCGGCCAGGCCGGCCGGCGGACACAGCCGGCUCCGGGAGAUGAUUGCAGCUGCAAGAAAAGCGAAGAAGGAUCAAGAGGUACAGCAAACACAACCGGACAGCCAAACGGACGACAAGACUUUCGAAGCUGGCUUUUUUUGCGUUCGGUCCCCGGUUCGAUCGCCGGCGCCGGCGACACCCAACAACAAACAGAAUUUGUUAAAAGCUGUGUUGUCCAGUGAGGCUAAGAAGGCUUCUGCUAACAAGGGUUCAUCGUCGUUCGCAAUGCUUCGAGCUUCGAUCCUGUGCAGAAAUUUGGAAGCCGAAGGGAUAGCUCCAUUACCACAAACGCCCCUGCCCCAAAUAAAUAUGAACGCAACACCAGGCCGCAGUAUACUCAAAUCGACCAACGUGAAAUCGGGCAAGAAAUCCAUCAAAGUCGUACUGUUCAACGACUCAGACCCCGACGUACAAGUCACCCCCGUCAAAGACAAUAUAGAAAACCAGAACGCCGAUAGCGGCCUAUCGUCUAUGGACUACGAAAAUAAGGAAAACAAAUCGAAAUCAAAAGCGAGGUUGUCACGUCAAGACGCCGUUGAGGAUUCAGGAGUUGUUACUAGGAGUCGGCGCAAGAGUGUAAGAACGCCGCAGACUCAAGAAAAAGUGGAGAAGAAUGAGAAGCCUCGUAGGUCUUCUAGAAGGAAAACGCUACAGGAAAAUGAUGACAAUGUGCCGGAAGUGAUCACUCCUGUAAGGUCGUCGAGGAGACGCAAAAGCAAUGUGCAAGCGGUUGCGUAGUUCGCCGUAAGAAUGUCGAAGAUCUUGAGAAGGGAAAGUAAGGAAGCGGGCCCUGGGCUCUGACGCUUUAUAGCUGAGGAAGAAACGCUCAGGUGAGAGGGAGCGUAGUUUCAUUUUUGUUUGGGUCAAUUUUAUAUAGACUCCACACGUUUCAACGUACAUUACUGCUUUUGCUUGAGUGAAUAAAAUCUGAUAAAACUACGUAAUGUAAGUUUGUGCGCGUCGGCGAAAGGUGGAAAUGGCCCUAUAUAUUGUGUCUAUAUUUCUGUCUGAUUUUUUUUAUUAUUUUUCUUUCCAAGUCUGUUAAUGCUAUCGAAAGGGAGUGUAGUUGUUUUUUAUACGAUUUUGUAGAUUCACUUUUACAUAGCACUUUAAUACUUUAUAGUAAUCCUUCUAAUAUUAUAAAAGCGAAAGUUUGUGAGGAUAUUUGUGUUUAUGUUUGUUACUCUUUCACGCAAAAUUUACUGGACGGAUUGUUAUGAAAUUUGGUAACUUCUUUAGGUAAUUCCCACGGGACUAGCAACCGUCCAGUAGAUUUGAAAAAGAAUAAUAAAUACAUACACACACACACACAAAUCCACACACACACACACACACACACAUAAACUUUCUCAUUUAUAAUAUUAGUUUAGUAACUAUAUAUGCCCAUACUUAGGUAUAUUUUCUGAAAUGGUAUCAAAAAUAAUGUUCUUAACGAAAAUUUCGGCGUAAAAUUUUUUUGUAUCGUUUUGGAAACCAUUCUAUAUUCAUGCCAUGGUUUGUUCUAGUUUAUGAAUUCUAGAUUAUUGACAUUGACAAUAAUAAAUAGGUAUGUGAUUAUGAGUGCCUCGAAUUUUUUAAAGAAUUAAUUAACCAUUGAAUCAUGUCUAAAAUUAUAUAAAAACGUUUGUCUAAAGUGCGUAAUUUUUAUGACAAAUUGCGUGUACCGAAUCUCUGAAUUAUGUUUUUGUAGAAACUAAUGCCAAAAUAAAACAAGUAUUUCAAUAAGUUUCAUGACAAUAAGUGUUUGAAGUGUAUUAGGAUUUAUGUAGUAUGAUGUAGACAAUUAUGUAAUAGUUUAUUAAUAAAUUUAAUUGUAAUA